CUCGCUCACUUCAACAAAGUGGGCAAUAAUACUCAUAUUUCCACCUGGAACCUUUUCCUUGCCAUCGUGCAUCCUCUCGCCUCAAACCUCAACCCUAACCUUGGCUGUCACGCCCGAAUUGCAUGUCAAUCGUCAACAUGGACAAUGUUGUGAGCCUUCUCAAAGCGACGAAGCCGAGCCUGGACUUGUCAUCCACCGACCCGAUUCAGCUGUCCUCGACGUACUUUGGCACGGAAUAUUCCUCCGAGGAAGGAAGUACGAUUAAGGAGCACUUGGCCCCAGACAUGGCCGCUCGGCUUCCUGCCUUGAAUGCUUUCCUCUCCGUGCGCACCACCAUCCUAGGCUCCAAGCCCUCGAUCGCAGACGUUUUUGCAUUCAAGCUCCUGGCACCCGUCGUUUCCAAAUGGUCGCCAGACGAAAGGACGGGCGAGCAAGGCAAUCACCACAUUGUGCGGUUCGUGGACUUCGUGCAAAACGCGCCGGUCUACGGUCCGCUGGCUGUGUCCGCCGGUGACAAGGUCGAGAUUGAUCCGAGCGAUGUCAAGGUUGCGGUCAAGCCCGUCGACAUGAAAGCGGAGCGGGAGAAGAAGAAGCGGGAGAAGGAGGCCGCUGCGGCCGGAGCGCAGGGGAAGCCGGACUUGAAAGAGAAGGCCAAGGACAAGGUUGCUGCCGUUGGCGACAAGCUUGCUGCGACGACGCUCGGGCCCGGAGCCCAGGGCGAAGGAAAGCCUAAGAAGGAGAAAAAGGAGAAAGUGAAGAAGCCUCAGCCACCUCCACCGGUAGAAAAGCCGCUUUCCCCAGCUCUGAUCGAUCUCCGAGUUGGGCACAUUCUCCGUGCCAUCAACCACCCGAAUGCCGACACUCUCUACGUAUCUACCAUCGCCUGCGGGGACCCAGAAGACACGCCGAACACUACCAAAGAUGAGGAGACAGGGAAAAUCGUCCGGACCGUCUGCUCUGGACUAAAUGGAUUGAUCCCUCUGGCCGAAAUGCAGGGCCGCAAAGUCGUGGUGGUCUGCAAUCUCAAGCCGGUGACCAUGCGUGGGAUCAAGUCAUGUGCCAUGGUUCUUGCUGCAUCACCCAAAGUCGCUGAAGGAGGCGAUGCUCAUGCUGGUCCGGUCGAGCUUGUGGCUCCGCCCGCGGACGCGGAGGCCGGGGAGAGAUGCUCCUUCGAGGGGUGGGAGGGCGCACCGGAGCCAGUGUUGAAUCCGAAGAAGAAGAUGUGGGAAGCCGUCCAGCCGGGGUUCACCACGACCGACGCCUUGGAGGUCGGAUUCGAUGUGGCGGCCACGGAUUCGGAGGCAAUGAAGGGGCAGGGGAAGUCGGGCGUUGCAAAACUGACAUGCGGAAAAGGGGUGUGCAAAGUUACUACCUUGAAAGGAGCUGUUGUGCGGUGAUGGAUAGGAUUCAUGACACCGUGUCGAUAUAGAAUUACGAAGGCAUACAAGGGGACUCGAGGGAAGCACCGGAGAGUCCUGAUAUAAAUUCUUCAAACGAAUGUUCUUAGGAACUGAAAUUGGAGAGCCUGUCCCGGUACAAGGUCACCAUCGCAAACACAAAAUUAUGUUCACUGCAUGUCGAAGAUUUAGAUUGGAUCAUGCCUGAUGAAUUGAUCGUCAGAAUAUCAAACUAGAAUAUCUUACUCAAAAC
Molecule: messenger RNA, 1650 nt
Organism: Eremomyces bilateralis CBS 781.70
Lineage: Eukaryota; Fungi; Ascomycota; Dothideomycetes; Eremomycetales; Eremomycetaceae
Product: nucleic acid-binding protein
Exons: 1
Coding region: 285-1397 (370 amino acids)
Cellular component (GO): methionyl glutamyl tRNA synthetase complex
Molecular function (GO): tRNA binding
Source: RefSeq, a predicted model, not a curated record